Paramecium tetraurelia is the source of this 1998-nucleotide messenger RNA. RefSeq lists its product as uncharacterized. Lineage: Eukaryota; Ciliophora; Oligohymenophorea; Peniculida; Parameciidae. The transcript has 9 exons. The record is from RefSeq and is a predicted model, not a curated record.
AUGUAUGAAUAUUGGAAUGGCUAGGACCUUUAGAAUAGACAUCCAAAUAACUUUGAUUAAUAAGGGAAUCAGUUUAUUUAACAAAUUAUUACAAAUAUUACCCAUAUUUUAGACCAUUUUAAUCAAUAAAAGUUUAUAAAUACACUUACUAUUCUUUCUGAAAUAAAAGUAUAAAGCUUACACUUUAAUGCCAAGAAGUUGGCUCAGAGUUCUGAUGAACUGCAAGAUUACAUUUCUCAAUACAUGGAAGUUGAUGGAAAUACACUGAGACUCAAUGGGCAAUUCCAAUAAGGGGAGAAGUAAAAAUCGGCAUAGCUUUUGUUGCAAAUGAUAGAAACGGCUCAAGGGACUAUGAGGGAUUGGUACAAAUUCCAACAUUAGCAAUUAGAGAUUGAGAAGUUUGAGGAGAGAGUGGAUUUAUUGCGUCAUAAUUUUUCAUUGAAAUAGUCCUAAAAUUGUUGUGGUUCCUAAAUUUUAAAUCUAUGGUAUGUCUCUAUAUUUAUAAUAACCAAGAGUAAAAUUAGUAGGCCAGCAUCUUGCAAAAGUCGAAAGAGCGAAGUUGAUGAGUCCCUUUUUGGAAGCAAUAAAAAAAAUGAUGCUAAAACUGCUAAAGUAAUUCAGAGUGUAAGAAAAGGAGACAAUUCAAAUCCAGAUGUUGUAUUAAUAGGAGAAGCGGAAUUAUAAAGAAUGAAAAAUAAUGCCAUUGUGACCACAAAGGAGGAACAACUAUACUAGAAGAAACUCUUAGAGGAACAGAAGGAAAAGUAGAUGACAGCUGCUAAGGCCAAGAAACAGAGGAUGAUAUCACUGGAAGAAGAAAAGAAGAAACAAAUCCCUUUGACAGCGCAACAAUAGGAAGAUAAAGUGGUUAAGGACAGUCUCAAUGCAAGGGCUGCUGAGAUUUUGAAUGAACAAUUGGAUGAUGUUAAAGAGAUGAAUAAGAUGGUUAUGUAUGCCAAAUGUGUUACAAUCAGAGACAAAUAAUUAUAAGAGAAAUAGUAAUUGAAAGAAUAAUUCAAAAAUUAAGAGAAAAGAAAAGAUCUCAUGAUGGAAAUCGAAAGACUCAAAUCAGUUAAGUAUUAUGAAGAAAAGGAUAUCUAACAUAAACAUGAGUUGAAACAAGGUCAUGGCAUUAUUGUAGAAUAAAUUAAAGAGAGAGAAUUGAUUAGACUUAAAGAGAAAGAGGAAUAGGAGAGAGAAGGUCAAGUUAUGAUUAAACAAAUCAAAUAAGUUCAAGUUGAGGAUCAACAAAAAAAUCUAUAGAGGAAACAUAUGUAGAAAAAGUUACAAGAUGAAAUUCUAGAAGCUAACUCAAAGGCUAUUGUCGUUAAAGAAAAGAGAAGAUUGGAAGAAAAAGAAGAAGAAGAGAAGAUUACAAAAUAUAACUUAGAAAAGGCACAGAAGGAUGCUGAAAUAGUUGAGGAACAGAGAAGAAUCAAAGAGGAAAAGGAGAGGGAUGUGUAAAGAUUAAGAGAAAUGCAAGAGAAGGCUUAGGAUAGAUAGGCUGAAUUAGAUUUAUUAAGAGCUAAACGAGCUAUGGAAUAAAACGAGAGAGCUGCUAGAGAAAAGGAAAGAAGGGAAGCAGAACUCAGAUAAAAGUUAAAUUCAGAAUUGUAUUAAGCUAGAAAAGUUCAGUAGAAUGAGAAAUAGGAAAAAUUAGAAGAAUAAGCUAGACUUGAAAGGGAUGAAUUCCAAAGGGUUAUUUAAAAGUAAAAGCAAGAACGUGAAAAUGAACUAAGAUUACAGUAGGAAAAAGAAUAUUUGGUUAAAAAACAUGCAGAAGAAUUGAGAAAAUAGAUCUCUACGAAUGAGGAAAAAAGAAAGUAAGAAGAACGAGAUAAGCUUGAAGAGGGCAAAAAGAUUAGAGAUAAAAUGGUCAAUGAAAAGAAGUUAUUAGAAAAUAUUAAGGAUUAGAAAUUGAAAGGACUCAAUGAUAAUACAAUACCUGAUAAAUAUAAGGCCGAAUUAGCAAAAAAGAAAAUCAAUAUUCAAAUAUGA